UUGUUCUGUCGUCCUCAAUCCCAAUCGCUGGUUCUCCAUGUUUGUUGGUUGUGAGGGGUAAAAAUCAGUUUUGCUGUUUAUUUUACAAGCUCUUGAAGAAGAAUUAAUGUUACUAAGAUGUGCGUGUAUAGUAUGUUUUAUUUUCGCAUUUUUUUAGACGGUGCAGUGUUUCAUUUUGUGAAUUUGUAGAAAAACUUUGCUGUGGAAUCGACCUACCAUUAGAUAGAGUCGGCUGAGUUAUAAUCCUUAAGUCAUUAGAUAGUAGGUGAGCUAUGAGUGAUGAAUCGGAUAUUCAAAAUAAUACUGGACAAAGACGAAAAAGACCACUAAAUCCAGCAAGUUCUUCAGAAAGCUCCGAUAGUGGUAAUUCAUUAGUGACGUCCAAGCGCUCUAGGAAACAGCUUGUUGUUGACAGUGACAAUGACUCGUCCAACAGUGAAAAUGAAGAAAUCAUUGCUGUUCAGCAAGGAUUUAGGAAUGGAACUCCUAAAAUCCUGAGUGACUAUGAGACCGGAGAAAGCAAUAAUGAACAUGGUGAUUUGUUGACUGACUCCUCUGAGAGCUCUUCAGAUGAGGACAUUGGCUCUAAUACUCAAUCAGCUUCUAGAAAAACUAGCCUGGAAUGUUUGGAGAUCGAGUCCUCGUCCGACUCUGAUGGCCAAUCUGAGAAGUGUCCCAUUUGUCUUGCAAAGUUCAGUGAUCAGGAGAUUGGGACUCCCGAAGCUUGUGACCACUAUUUCUGUGCACCUUGUAUACAGGAAUGGGCCAAGAAUGUAAAUACGUGUCCUGUGGAUCGCCAGCCCUUUACUUUGAUUCUGGUCCGUCAGCAACUAGAAGGCAAAGUUAUCCGUCAGAUUCCAGUCACUGUUCCGACAGAAACUAUAGAGAUUCCAGAAGAUGCUACUUUCUGUGAGGUUUGUGGUCUGAGUGACCGGGAAGACCGCAUGUUGCUGUGUGAUGCAUGUGACCAUGGCUACCACAUGGAGUGUCUCAACCCUCCCCUGGACCAUGUCCCUAUUGAUGAAUGGUAUUGUCCGGAGUGUGCACCUCAGCGUGGAACAAUGCGUAGAUCUACUGGUAUUGAUCAUAGCAUACACACAGAAGAACAGGCAAGUGAGAGAAAUGAGAGCCAGUCUCGUGACAGGCCGAGGCCUCGUAUGGUCCCACGUACACGACACUCUGAAAGAGUUCGGACCACUCUACGCAAUCGCAGGGUCAACAGUCAACUUUUUGGUCAUCAGUUUUUUCUUCAGGCGAUUACAUCCUCUGGAGUGGAGUCAAUGGAAGGGGACGGUAACCCAGUAAGACGCAGGGCCAAGCCAAGAAGAAAUAGAGUUAGGAAAAGGCUGCCUGGAAUUAGAAUCAAGAAAAUAGUUACAGAUGAUGGUGUGAUUGAAGUAAAACUUAAACGUAAAAGGAGGAAAAAGAAACGUAAAAAUCGCACAGUGAGGUCAGCACCUCGCACCGUAAAAGGAAGACUAGCUAACAAACUUGGAAUGUGCAAGCCGCGUAUGACCAACCAGAUGAUACCAGAAACACUGAAUAGACAAGAGUUGGUCAGUGCUCCCAUCAACCAUCAACGACACCAAGCGGGUAUUCCUACACUUGACAUCUUUGGACGCAGGGAUCAACUAGACUAUUUCUCUGGAACUGAUGAAGAAGAUGGAAUAGAAUCAGUGGAUGGUGGUGUUGGAUUAUUAUCAAGAGCCCGAGUAGCAAGGCCCCAUGAUCAUUUCAUCAAUCGUAAGAAAGCUGCAACCAUCUUGUCUUCAAAUUCCAUUAAAAAACCACUCAAACUUGAAACACUUUCAUCACCAUCUAACGGAAAUCUCUUAGAUUCUAUUCUUGAUAGUCAGACACUCUGGCAUUCAAAGAAAAUGGAAAUCAAAAGUAAAUCUGAUGGCAGUCUUCAAGUUAUAUUACCUAAAAAAACAAAAACCGAAAUAUGUAAAGAAACAAAAAUAGAUGUAAGGAAUACUGUUGCACCAGUGGUUGAGACUCCUAUGUUCCCUGGUGGAAGAGGAAACUCGGGAACAUAUAAACCAGACAAUUCAAGUAAAGGAGGAACAGGAAACAGUCAAAGUGCAUCUAGAAGUAGCUCAGAGCAGUCAUUUACAGAGAGCAGCAGCUAUCAGUCAUCUGGCUCAGGUGGAGCAGGUUAUUCAAGAUAUGAAAACAAUGUUGGGCCCGCACCACUUAGAGGUGUAGCUCCAAUCCGGUUCCGUAUGAAUAUUCCUCCUCGAAGACCAAAUAUCCAUUCAUAUCCAACAGACAAUAUCCCUCCACCUCCUCCGUUACGAUUGAGAUUACCGAUAGUAGAAAUGGCCUUUCCAUCAACAAACUCGCCUGAAUCAUCUCCUACUAGGGAAGAAGAAGAAAUAGAUAUUUACAGUGAUAUUGAACAAGAGGCAAAUGUGAAUGAACAUGAAACAGAGGAAAAAUCAUUUGGAGUAUUGGAACCACCUCCAGAACCUCCAUUUUUGAUGACUAUGGAGCCCCCUCCAGAACCUCCAGCUAUUCUAAUGAAUAUAAAUGAUGAUGCUAGCGAUGAUGAGCCCAGUGGGCUUGUAAUCGAUGACCCACCACAAGGUGAUGUGUACGAUCCUUGUGCUGUUAACUCAGAUGAUUCUUCUGCUGAGGAUACACCUCUGUCCAAACCUCCAGAAGUUCCAGUGGCACUAAAAAACUCUGACUUGGUGGCAGACUAUUCUUCAAAUUCCUGUCCAAAUAUGGAAACCCCCUCUUAUAAUCCAGAACUACCAACAUAUUUGAGUACCCCUAUCAUUGGCCCUUUGCCUCGACCUUCAUCGCACAAUUCAUCUGAAGCUGAAGAUAGUGAUGAAGAGUGUCCAAACUUCUCGAUGUAUUCUGCAGCUAGUAUGAACCUUGCUCAUCGGGGAUUGCCUGUACCAGUCUCUAACUUAGAUAUUCCAAUCCCCCCAUCAGUUGAGGAAGACACUAUACAUAAUAAACGUUUUGAUGAUAUUCCUUUACCAGAGGCUGAGUCUUCGAAAUCUGACAUUAAAGAAGACACCUUGAAUAUUCCAAUUCCUCAAGAGACAAAUAAAGAGGUUUUAACUGAAGGCAGUAUAAAACUGACUGACAUUGCCACUAAUCAUAGUGAAGAUUCUAAAGAUUCUUUAAAUGUCCAAGAUGAAACUGCUACAGAAGUUACAAAUGAUAUUCAAACUGAUGAGUUAGAGAAGAAGAGUGUGAAGAGUGAUGACGAUGAAGAGGAUCAAGAUGAAAGUGGAAAUGAAGAAGAUGGAGUGGAAGCUGAUGAUCAAAAUGCUGAUGGUGAGAGUGAAGGUGAUCAUAAUAUGACAGAAGAUUCAGAAAAAGUUCUAAAAUCUAAAGUAGUAAAAACCAAAGGCUCUUCUGAAGCAGGAGAAGAUGAAUGUAGUACUCAGGGUGAUGUUUUAGAUUUAGCUAUUGAAUCUGAAGCUAAUCUGGAAAAUAACAUUCCACAUGAUGAUAGCGAGGAACAUAAUGGAAUAGACUUAGCUAAAAGUCCCAUUGAACUUGAAGAGAAUGGUGAAAAAGUUCUUGACAGUGGAGAUAAAUCUGAUGGUUUGGUUGAUAUAACUGAUGAAGAAAUGAGUGUUUAUGAUGGCCAAGAUAAUGCUAAUGAUUUAGAAAAGCUCAAUGAACAAGUGUUAGAAGAAGUACAACACAGAAAAAGUGGGAGCAAGUCCUUAUACUCAGAUGAUGACAAUAGCUUAGUUGGAGGCGCUACAUCAGCAGUUUCUGCUGGAACAUUGAACAAUUCAGAUAAUAUUCAACCAGCAACACUUCCUGGUUUGGAAGGACUUGAGACUGAGACAAUAUCAGAAUCUGAAGAUGUAAAUUUUGAUGAACUACCAAUGGAUGGAAAUGAACAUCAUGAAAUUCUCAUAAAUGAUGAAGAUUUGAUAUCCUCUAAAAGAAAGAGGAAGAAAAAAUACCGUAAAAUAAGUCAUACUGAAGACGGAAAAGGAAAUGAGCCUUUAGAGUUUGAGGAAGGUGAGAUUAUUGAAGAUAAACCAAAACAGGUACCUAAGAAAGACAAAAAAUUUAAACUUACUCCAGAUAACGAAGUUAAAACUGAUGAAAAUGUUGACACCAUUAAAUCAAAGACAACUGUAGUGGAAAAGGAACCAGUUGAGAAAAAAACAAAGAAGAAGAAAGAGAAAAGUUCUACAACUAAAGAUAAAAAUGAGAAAUCUAAAGAACCAAAAGAAAAGACACUAAAACCUGGAGAGGCAGAUGAAAAUAUAUCGUGGAAAAAACUCUCAAAAAGCAAUAAAGAAAGAAAUUAUAGGGAUGGUAAAGAAAAAGAUGAAAAAGAGAAGGAUCGAGAGAACAAGGAUGAAGGAUUAUCUAAAAAAGAAAAACGUAGUAAGGAAAAGCGCAAAGAGCUGGAACGUUAUAAUGUUAGACGACUCAUUAGUGAAAAACCAAAACGUCCUAAGAAAGAUGAAUUUGGUCGAGAUAUAUCACCAUCAAAAUCAGGCUCUUCUUUGUCGCCCUAUAGGCCACCUAGAUAUAGGUCACCUUUAAGAACAAGGAAUCGAAGUCGUACAAGAAGCAGGUCAUGGAAAUCAAGAAGCAGGUCAAGGGGGAGAAGGAGACAAAGUAGAUCUCGAGAUAGAAUACGUUCACGUGAUAGAUCAAGAAGAUCACGCUCUAGAGAAAGGUCAAGAAAAAGGAGUAGAUCGAGAAAUAAAGCCACUAACAGAUCUCGUGAAAGGAGAAAAACUCCAGAUAAGUUUGAUAAGAAUGACAAACCUAGAACUACUCAUAGGAGUUUGAGCAGGACUAGAAGAAAAUCUCAAUCACGAUCACCACACUCAAGGAAGCAUCGGUCUGUAUCAUAUAGUAAAUCAUGGACCCCUUCAUGGACAAAGUCUUCUGUAUCGCGAUCAUUAUCUAGAGGUAGAAGAAAGUCCAGAACAAUUUCACGCACAAAGUCUAGAUCCUGGACUAGAGAACAGAAUGUCACUUCAAUAAGAAGCGCACGGAAAAAGGAUCCGCCAAAAAAUUUAACUGUGAUUGUUACUAAUAAAGAUGCAUUAAAGAAAAAAGAAAAGAAAAAACCCUCUAAGAAAAAGGAUGAUCGUCGGAAGAAAAAACGAGGCCAGUCUCCCGCACCAUCAAAAGAAGUUUUCACUUCAGGUGAUAAUAUUCUUGUGAGUGUAAAUUUCAAGAAUGCCAAUAAAAAUCCAGAACUUAUCCCUGCAUCUACCCCGCUAUUAAGAGAAAGUUCAAAACGUAAACGUGAUGAUACUGAUAAUUCUGCUAAAAAGAAAAAACCCAAUAGUUCCAAAAAAUCACCUGGAGUGAGUAAAAGUAAUCGUUUAGCAAAAAUAAAUGAAGUUACUCGAAAUGCUAAACCAGUGGCUAUUAUAGAUUUGGAUUUAUCUCCUUUCAGAGAACAAACUCCUUCACCCAAAGAAGUUAUAGUUUUAAGUGAUAGCGGUGAUGAAGGUGAUAAACAACAUUCUGAAGCUCAAGGUGAAAUAAAUAGACUAGGUCAUAGUGGAAUCACUCAAAGUAUGUUGUCACUUUCAUCAAUUGACCAUGGUCAGAAAAACUCAAUAUCUCAACCUGAAUCACCUCUUUCAGCCAGUUUUCUACUGAAUAGUUCAGGUCCAAAAACUCCACCAGAACCACAUAUAAAGUUUUCCAUAUCAACCAAACCAUCUCAAAUAAGAAUUUUAUCUAAUCCUUUAAUAGAAACUGAAGAAGAAAUGCAAGACGAAAACAUUGAAAAUGACGAUGAUGAAAUUCUUCAUAAAGGUCCAAAUACACCACCUGAACCUCCUCCAGAUCUGAACACUCCUGCCUCUCCUCCAACAACUCCAUAUGAUCCUUUUGAUCCUACAAAGUCUAGGUCACCAAGUCCACAACCACGAAGUAGUGAAACUGGACAACAACUUAACACGUCACGAGAAGACAAAUUAGACAACUUGCAAAGUGAUGACAAUGAACACUCAAGACUAGUAGAACUGAGAACAUCUACUCCUCCGAAUGAACCAGAAGAUGGCAAAAAGACACCUGAGCCACCUAAAAUACAUUCAACGCCUAAAACAGAUCCAAAUAAUACAGAUACUUCACCAAAGGUAUCUCCACCAACAGGGAUAUCAGAAGCAAACAAAAUUAGUGAAGAUACUUUAAUGAAACCUAUACAAAAAUUGUUAGCAGGUGCAAACAAACUAGAUGUAACAGUACACAAAUCACCUGAAAAGCUUAUAACUGUUGUAAUAAGUCAACAAGUAAAAAACACAAAUCAAACACCAAAACAGACAAGUCAGCCUCUCAAAACAACACCAAACAAACACCUCACUCCUAAAAGCAAUGCAAAACAUCAAUUAUUUAGUAGUUCAUUGUUAAAGCAGGUCCCUAUACUAGGCACUUUACCUUUAUUGCCUGGCCCUCCUGUAUACACACCGUCACUAACUUUAAACAACAGUAAGAUGAGUGGCCGUGUACAGCAAAAUGGGGACCCCUCUGAUGACAUGGAUAUAGAUCCAAGCUCCCCUUACUCUCCUGGAUCUAGCGAAGGUGAUGACCUCUUUGAACCUCCAGUUGCAACUCCUCCACGGAGCUCCUCAAAGCCAGCAUCAAAAACCAAACCUUCAUCUGGAAACAAGUUUGAUUCUCUAUUUGGUUCAUCUCCAGCUAAACCAAGACACGGAAGACAUACAUCAAAGACAACUAAAAAAGGAGUUAAACCAAAAUCAAAAGGUAACAAAAAAGAAGAAGUAAAAGUAAAAUUAGAUGAAGAUCAGCUGAAGAUACUGGAUGAGUUGCCCAGCUCUGCUGUAGAAAUGCAGGUGAAGGAUAAGUUUCUAAAAAAGCUGAAUCGACAAGAAAGGGUAGUUGAAGAAGUGAAACUUGUCUUAAAACCACAUUAUGCAAAGAAACAUAUCAACAAGGAAGAUUACAAAGAAAUUCUAAGGAGAGCAGUUCCGAAGAUCUGCCAUAAUAAAUCUGGAGAAAUAAAUCCAAUAAAGAUUCAGUUUCUGAUUGAAGCAUAUGUUAAAAAAUUCCGCUAUGCGAAAAAGAAAACUUCUGGUGCUGUUUCUGCUCCAGUGCCAAAUAAGCCUAAACCGCAAAAAACAUUGUGGAGUUGAGAAGUGGAUAGUUUUUGAAGAAUUCACUACCUUAUAGGAAGAGAGAGAAUGUACAUAUUUGGAUCGGCACACAAAGGAUGUACAGCUGAGCUACUAUGCAUCUUGUUUUUUUGUAAUUGUUGAUAGACAAACAUAUUAUUCAUAUGUAUGUUAUUUAAAUUGUGAUUGUUUUAAAAAUA
This is a messenger RNA of Homalodisca vitripennis (glassy-winged sharpshooter), 7294 nucleotides long. RefSeq lists its product as uncharacterized. The record is from RefSeq and is a predicted model, not a curated record. Lineage: Eukaryota; Metazoa; Arthropoda; Insecta; Hemiptera; Cicadellidae. Bases 273 to 7115 code for a protein of 2280 amino acids. The transcript is spliced from 18 exons.